CACAAGCCUUUGGCACAAUGAAGUGGGUAACUUUUAUUUCCCUCCUCCUUCUUUUCACCUCUGCCUAUUCCAGGGGUGUGUUUCGCCGAGAAGCACACAAGAGUGAGAUUGCUCAUCGAUUCAAUGAUCUGGGAGAACAGCAUUUCAAAGGCUUGGUCUUGAUCGCCUUUUCUCAAUAUCUCCAGAAGUGCUCCUAUGAAGAUCAUAUAAAAUUAGUCAGAGAAGUAACUGAGUUUGCCAAAACUUGUGCUGCUGAUGAAUCAGCUGAAAACUGUGACAAAUCAAUUCCCACUCUUUUUGGAGAUAAACUAUGUUCCCUCCAAUCUCUUCGUGAAAAAUACGGUGAGCUGGCUGACUGCUGUGGUAAACAAGAACCUGAGAGAAAUGAAUGCUUCUUGCAACACAAAGACGAUAGCCCUGACCUGCCACCUUUUGUGAGACCCGCGCCUGAUGCCAUGUGCACCGCCUUUCAGGAAAAUGAGGACAAAUUUUUGGGACAUUAUUUGCAUGCAGUGGGCGCAAGACAUCCUUACUUCUAUGCCCCAGAGCUCCUUUACUAUGCUGAGAAGUACAAAGACGUGAUGACAGAAUGCUGCCAAGCUGCUGACAAAGGGGCUUGCCUGACACCAAAGUUAGAUGCAUUGAAAGAAAAAGUACUGAUGUCAUCAGCUCAGCAGAGACUCAAAUGUGUCAGUUUGCAGAAAUUUGGAGACAGAGCCUUCAAAGCAUGGGCAGUAUCUCGUAUGAGCCAAAAAUUUCCCAAAGCUGACUUCGCCGAGGUUUCCAAGCUUGUCACAGAUCUGACCAAAAUCAACAAGGAGUGCUGCCACGGUGAUUUGCUCGAAUGUGCCGAUGAUAGGGUGGAACUAGCCAAAUACAUGUGUGAAAAUCAGGAUUCAAUCUCCAGUAAGCUGAAGGAGUGCUGUGACAAGCCUCUGUUGCAAAAAGCCCACUGCCUGGCUGAGGUAGAAGCAGACGACAUGCCUACUGACCUAACCCCCUUAGAGGCUGACUUUGUUCAGGAUAGUGAGGUUUGCAAGAACUAUGCUGAGGCAAAGGAUGUUUUCCUGGGCACGUUCCUGUAUGAGUAUUCAAGAAGGCACCCUGACUAUGCUGUCAGUAUGCUGCUAAGACUCGCCCGGAAAUAUGAAGCCGUACUGGAGAAAUGCUGUGCUGAAGCUGAUCCUCCUGCAUGCUAUGGCAAAGCGUUUGAAGAACUUAAGCCUCUUGUGGAAGAGCCUCAGAAUUUAGUCAAAGAUAACUGUGAGCAGUUUGAGCAGCUCGGAGAAUAUAAAUUCCAGAAUGCGCUUGUAGUUCGUUACACCAAGAAAGCACCUCAGGUGUCGACUCCAACUCUUGUAGAGGCUUCAAGAAACCUAGGAAAAGUGGGCACCAAGUGUUGUAAACUUGCGGAAGCACAGAGACUGCCUUGUGUUGAAGACUAUCUGUCCCUGGUGCUGAACCGGUUCUGUGUGAUGCAUGAUAAGAACCCAGUGAGUGAGAGAGUCACUGAAUGCUGCAGUAAGUCUUUGGUGAACAGGCGACCUUGCUUCAGUGCACUGGCAGUGGAUGAAACCUAUGUUCCCAAAGAGUUCAACGCUGAAACGUUCACCUUCCAUGCUGACUUUUGCACACUUCCAGAGACGGAGCAACAGCUCAAGAAACAAAUAGCAAUUGCAGAGCUGGUGAAACACAAGCCUACUAUAACAAAAGAACAACUGACUGCUGUUUUGGGGAAAGUUGCAGCUUUACUGGAAACUUGCUGCAAGGCUGCUGACGUAGAGGCCUGCUUCUCUGAAGAUGGUCCAAAGGUGGUUGCUGCAAGUCAAGCUGCCUUAGCCUAAAAUCCCACAACCACAAGCAGCUCAGUCUACCCUGAGAAAAAGAAAAAGAGAAAUGGAGACUCA
Dipodomys ordii (Ord's kangaroo rat) is the source of this 1907-nucleotide messenger RNA. Its product is annotated as serum albumin-like. The transcript has 15 exons. Gene Ontology annotation, cellular component: blood microparticle; cytoplasm. Bases 18 to 1844 code for a protein of 608 amino acids. Gene Ontology annotation, biological process: transport. The record is from RefSeq and is a predicted model, not a curated record. Lineage: Eukaryota; Metazoa; Chordata; Mammalia; Rodentia; Heteromyidae.